Megalops cyprinoides (Indo-Pacific tarpon) is the source of this 5406-nucleotide messenger RNA. RefSeq names its product adducin 1 (alpha) (gene add1). The coding region runs from base 146 to 2833 and encodes 895 amino acids. Gene Ontology annotation, cellular component: postsynaptic density; focal adhesion; plasma membrane. The record is from RefSeq and is a predicted model, not a curated record. Gene Ontology annotation, molecular function: actin filament binding. NCBI's taxonomy places the organism in Eukaryota, Metazoa, Chordata, Actinopteri, Elopiformes, Megalopidae. The transcript has 18 exons. Gene Ontology annotation, biological process: positive regulation of establishment of endothelial barrier; barbed-end actin filament capping; positive regulation of adherens junction organization.
GAGCGAUACAAGACAACUAGCCUGAGCAGACCUUUUGAAAACAGCGGGGUUGUGGAUAAAAAUAGUGAAAAUUCCGAGCUAGACCCCAUCGAAGAGGAGCUGUCCAGUAGUCUGUUGCAGUCUUUACCAGGGAGUUGAGACCACGAUGAACGGUGACUCGAGCGCCGGGGUGGUGACAGCCCCGCCACCCACCACGGCCCCGCACAAGGAGCGCUACUUUGACCGUGUGGACGAGAGCAGCGCAGAGUACCAGCGUGAGAGGAACAUGGCCCCCGACCUGCGGCAGGACUUCAACAUGAUGGAACAGAGGAAGAGAGUGUCCAUGAUCCUGCAGAGUCCGGCCUUCUGUGAAGAGCUGGAGACAAUGAUCCAGGACCAGCUGAAGAAGGGGAAAAACCCCACCAGCUUGCUUGCCCUACAGCAGAUUGCCGACUACAUGACCACCAGCAUCCCCACCAUGUACCCAGCAACACCUCAGGGGGGCAUGGCUGCCCUCAAUAUGAGCCUGGGCAUGGUGACCCCGGUGAACGAUCUCCGCGGCUCAGACUCCAUUGCUUACGAGAAGGGCGAGAAACUGCUGCGCUGCAAGCUGGCUGCCUUCUACCGCCUCACCGACCUCUUCAGCUGGUCACAACUCAUCUACAACCACUUAACAGUCAGACUGAACUCGGAGCAGGAGCGUUUCCUGAUUGUCCCCUUCGGCCUCCUGUACAGCGAGGUCUCUGCAUCCAGUCUGGUGAAAAUCAAUCUUCAAGGGGAGAUUGUGGACCGAGGGAGCACCAAUCUGGGGGUGAACCAGGCCGGAUUCACACUCCACUCAGCCAUUUACGCGGCUCGGCCCGAUGUCAAGUGCAUCGUGCACGUCCACACCCCCGCCGGAGCUGCGGUGUCGGCCAUGAAAUGCGGCCUGCUGCCCAUCUCUCCAGAGGCGCUGUCCCUCGGGGAAGUGGCCUACCAUGACUACCACGGAAUCCUUGUGGACGAGGAGGAGAAUGUGCUGAUACAGAAGAAUCUGGGUCCCACAAGCAAGGUUCUUAUACUGAGAAACCAUGGACUGGUGGCCGUUGGGGAGACUGUGGAGGAAGCCUUUUACUACAUUCAUAACCUGGUCACUGCUUGCGAAAUUCAGGUGCGCACUAUGGCCAGCGCGGGGGGUCCUGAGAACCUGGUCAUGCUGGACCCAGGGAAGUACAAGGCCCGGCCCCGCUGCUCCGAGCCCGUCGGCGAUGGCACCAGCUCCCAUCCCAAGUGGCAGGUCGGGGAGCAGGAGUUUGAGGCACUCAUGAGGAUGCUGGAUAACCUGGGGUACAGAACAGGAUACCCCUACCGGUGCCCUGCGCUGCGUGACAAAGCUAAAAAGUACAGUGACGUAGAGAUCCCCCCGUCCGCCACGGGGUACUCCUAUGCGGAGGACAGUGAGUCAGGCGCGCGCUCUCCUCUCAAGCACAGCUUUCAGAGGCAGCAGCGCGAGAAGACUCGGUGGCUCAACUCGGGCCGGCCCGACGAGGCCUAUGAAGAAGGCCCGGACGGCGGCAGCCCCAAGGCGAAGACUAAGGUGUGGACGAACAUUACACACGAUCACGUGAAACCCUUGCUGCAGUCUCUCUCGUCCGGUGUCUGCGUGCCAAGCUGUAUUACCAACUGCUUGUGGACUAAGGAGGAGGGGCUUCGACAGGCUGCGGUGGCCAAUCAGUUUGUCCCCCUGAACACAAACCCCAAAGAGGUCCAGGAGAUGAGGAACAAGAUCCGAGAACAGAACCUUCAGGACAUCAAAACGGCGGGGCCCCAGUCCCAGGUGCUGUGCGGAGCCGUGGUGGACCGCUCCUUUGUGCAGAGAGUUACGGUGUGGCAGGACGCUCCUCUGUCUGACUGUACGGACACUAUUGAUGGCCUCGAUCUCUCAGAGCAGGCCAAAAGCCCUGCUAAGUCUUUUAGAAAGGGGGAGCUGGUGACAGCGUCCAAAGCCAUCAUCGAGAAGGAGUACCAGCCCCGCGUCAUCGUCAGCAAGACCGGACCAAACCCUUUCAACAAGCUGACUGACCAGGAGCUGGAGGAGUACCGCAGGGAAGUGGAGCUCAAACAGAGGGGUCAAGAAGCACAGGGGGAAGAGGCCUGCACCACGUACCUCUCUUGCCCCUCAGAAGUGCCCACACUGACCCUCAGUCAAGACGAGGGCGAGGAGCUUCCUGUCUUUGAACCCCCUGCCGCCCCCUGCUCCUCUGCUAACUCCAUCCAGGGCACGAGGGCGGAGUCCGGCCAGGGCAGCACGGCCUCUAGGACGCCCAUGCCGGGCGAGGGGGACACGCUGGACUCGCCCCACAAGGAGUUUCACAUUGCCGUCCUGCGUGCACUGAGCACCAACUCGGAGCUCAUGAGCGAGGCUCCAGACCAGUUACAGGACACUGUGGAAGAGGUGAAAGGUCAGAGCCCGACCUGCACCCCACCCAGCACCCCAGUCAGAGCAGAGGAAGAAUCCCAGCAGGAGCAGACUUACAAGGAUGAGAGUGACGCCGCCACUUUAAGACAGACGCUCCCUGACCUGACCCCGGACGAACCCUCUGAAGCCCCCGCCUUCCCCCCUGAUGAAGCCCCUGCCCCCAGUGAGACUGAGCAGCCGCCCCAGCCCGAGGACCAGGAGCCCCCGGCUGCCUCCGAUGCGCCCGACGCACCGGAGGCGCCCGAGGUACCCGAGGCGCCUGAGGUGCCCGAGGACACCGCGGCGGCGGCCGACCAGGGCAGCGACGAAUCGCCCAGCAAGUCCCCAUCCAAAAAGAAAAAGAAGUUCCGCACUCCCUCCUUCCUGAAGAAGAACAAGAAGAAGUCCGAGUCCUAAAGCUCUAUCUCUGGGGGCAACAGGCCACACCUUUGAAUUUUGAUUAUUUUACUCGUUUGGCUUAUCUAGUGUUCACCUCUAGUGUGUGCCAAUUUUUAAAAAAGGGUCAGAUUGCCUAAGAUUUUAACACAGUCGCUUUUAGUGGUGAAUGACUGCAUUAUGUCUGGUCAAGUGCAGUUCUGUGGCUUGUUACGCAUGUCUAUUUAGGUCCACACUUGAAGUGAGCAGUAGAGUUUUAUUUACAUUAUUUUGAGUAUUACUAAACCCAAUUAACCACUAGUAUGUCUUGGGAUUGUAUCAAAAGUGUCUUUUUAAACAAGGAAUGCAAAAAAAGCUUUUAUUAUGUCAUUUACCUGGUGAUGAUCUAUGAUCUUAAAACUAUAGACAAAAUGCACGGUGCUAAUUCUUGAUGUCCAAUAGCAUUGAACCUUUUCGUUCUGGCACUAAAGGUGAUUUAGGGGUCCAAGGAAGGCUUUCCUUCUCUAUAUAAAAAUAUAGGAUAUCAUGGCCAUGGCCUAGUUAGACUACCAUUUAUACUCCAUAUUUAUAUACUCCAAUGUAUUACUUCAGACUUAAAUACACUUAAAUUAAAACAUUUUAUGGAUAUGUUCCGAAUUGGAAAAGCACUGAGUCAGUAAAUUUAAAUGACAUCUCCCAAAGGUAUACCAAGAAUAGUCAUCGUGAAAGAUGGUUUCUAUGGCCCUGCUUGCCAGGAAACCAGGGGUGUGGCAGCAAUAUUUUAUCCUUCUUUCCCAUCUAUCAGUGAUAGUUUUAAUGCUAGAGAUGCUUAAGUCUCAGAAACAACAUAGUUUUCUCUUUGCCCUCCUGCAGGAAAAGCAUCUAUAGGAAUACAAACCUGCAACUAAUGUAUUUCUUGUUUUCUCUUUUGUUUUGUAUUUCUUUUUAUUUACUAAGGUAGGUUCAUAAUCGGUUUGACUUGUGUGGAGCUAUUGUGUUGCCUAUAUUGCGUCCUGAGCCAUCAUGUCAACACAUUGGAAGUCUUGCUGAAAUCAUCUAUAAUCAUAAGUAUUAAGGCGGAGGUGUGUUUUCACAGCGUUUCCAAAAACCACUGGUUUCUGAAACCAAGGAACAGAUACGUUCAUCUUUAGGAGGCGUAUACAUAAAGCUAGCUGCACAAAAAAUGGGGAGAGCGACAUUAGACUUUUGUAAAGAAUAACAUGUGGUGCCUUCCUGUGACUGCAAGUCCAGCCCGUAUCUGUUUAUCAGUUUUUCUCCAUCUUGUAUGGCUGUGCAUUUGAAGCCAGAGCAAGACAUGGCUGAAUACUGCACACAUCAGAUAUGUGCUAGCCUCUGUUGUUUGGCCCCACCCUUUUCUGAUGUGUCAUUGAAUGACUGACAAAAAGAGCCCAUCCUGGGGGUGGAGAGAACGGAAUCGCAUAUCUCGGCUUGGACGUCUUUCAUUCAAAUAAGAGUUUUUCCCCCUCCCUUUGGAAGAUUUAAGGAACCAUGUAUACACACGAGGAGACAAGGCAGCAAAGGUGAUCUGUGAACACUAGAUAAGUAGGUAUUCUUCAUCAUUAAUGUAAAGAUAGUCUAGAGAUAAAUAAAACAUUUCUUCUCAUACAGAAGAAAUGCUACAUAUAUGGUGAAGCAGCAUAGUUUCAUCCUGUUACAUUUUCCGUCUUCCCAUUUCUUUGGUUAUGUCUCUUCCAUCACGACUUAAUGCAUUGUCCGGAAGACGAUAGAAACAGGAAGUUUAUAUAACAAGAAAAAAGGGACAUUUUCAAUCUGUACCAUGGAGUGAGUUCACAUGGUCACUGAUGCAAUCUCAUACUGUCCUUUUUUAUGCUCCUCAAAAAGCAUUUGGGAUCUUGCUUAGUUGCUGUGAGUUUUUUUUUCUGUGAAAGCAUGUUGAAGCACCUAAAAUACCACUGCCUGGCAUUUUUAAAAAAAUUACACUUUGGCUUUGAAAAGCAAACUGAGGCUAAAAUAGGAUUCUAGACAAUGAUGCCUCACGCAAGCUGAACUGCUGCCCCACCACGCCACCUAAAAGUUUCUAAUGAAUCCUGAAAUGAUAAACUUGAAAGAGGUCCAUUUUAAUCACUCUGACACAAUGACAUUAACAACAGUAACAAGUAACAGCUGAGGCAAAGUAACACUAUGGCAUAUAGAAAUUGGGCAGACAUUGAUACUAGAUCAGUGUCAAUCACAUUUGGUCUGUGUGAAGCUUGGUAAAAAACCACUAUAAAUCUGUUCUAUAAUUUUUUGCAAAACAGUAACAGAAAACGUGUUUCUUGAAGGACUGCAUGGCAUAAAAAGGCUUUGAGCUUGUAUAGUUUGUCUUCUGUACAUUAAGAUUGUAACCCUCUUUCCUUUGCUAUAUUGUGCUUAAUUGACAUGUUUAAGUAAUAACAGUACUAAGACAUCUGUCAAAUUUCAGUUGUCACUUAGAUGUUGAGUUCUGUUUUACAAAUGCAGUUACUUUAAAUCUCUUACUUGUACUCUCUGCACUAUUUUCAGUACCUCUGUGUUACACAGUACCAUCUCUGUCACAGCGCUUUUUUUCAUGGCACUGUUAUUUCAUCCAUGAAUAAAAAAAUCUUCAAUUAAAA